UUCUAUCUCCACAGCCUCAAAUCACAUUUCUAUCCUAUAAUGACUUCUUCAACUCUUCUACUCACCCUAACCCUAGUUAUCUCUCUUCUCCAUUUCACCUCAGCAUCAAGAAAACUAACACAAAACAACCAACAACUCAAAUUCCAAUACCACAAAGGCCCUCUUCUAACCGGUAAAACCUCCAUUAAUCUCAUAUGGUACGGUAAAUUCAAACCUUCCCAACGAGCCAUAAUCUCCGACUUCAUCACUUCCAUUACCUCACCCACCAUCAAAGCCAAACCAUCCGUCGCCACGUGGUGGAAAUUCACAGACAAAUACUACCGUCUCGCAAACUCACAAAACAUCAUUCUCACAACAGGUUCACAUUUCUUAAACGAGAAUUACUCAUUCGGAAAAUCACUCACCAAUGAUCAAAUCAUAAAGCUUGCAUCCAACGGUUCACGAACAAACGCGGUCAAUAUUGUUCUUACUUCCGAUGACGUUGUGGUAGAUGGGUUUUGUUCCAGUAGAUGCGGAACUCACGGUUCUUCCGUGAGUACUCACAAUCACAACACUUACAUCUGGGUUGGUAAUUCCGAAACACAAUGUCCAGGUCAAUGCGCCUGGCCAUUUCACCAACCAAUCUACGGGCCACAAAGCCCACCGUUGGUCUCCCCAAACAACGACGUGGGCCUUGACGGAAUGGUGAUCAAUCUGGCUAGUCUUAUGGCUGGAACUGUUACGAACCCUUUUGGAAAUGGCUACUUUCAGGGUCCUUCUGAGGCUCCUCUUGAAGCAGCUUCUGCUUGUCCUGGGGUUUAUGGGAAAGGUGCUUACCCUGGUUAUGCUGGGAAACUCUUGGUGGAUCCUACAAGUGGUGCUAGCUAUAAUGCUAAUGGUGUCAAUGGAAGGAAGUAUUUGUUGCCGGCGCUCUUUGACCCGACAACCUCGGAGUGUUCUACUCUAGCAUAACAAAGAUUUUGUUCGAAUAUACUCUAGGCAAAUACUAAAUACUAUAUUCCUUCUCUUUUUUGUUGAAUAUAUAUUCUUUUUCUUUUUUCUUGAUUUGUUGUUAUACUACUGAUGAAUAAAAGAAUGAAAUUUGCUGUAUCAAAAGAAAAUAAUAUGAAAUUGAAUGCAUAAUGAAAAGAAGAAAAAAAACAGUAUUUGUGAAUUUUUUAUUCAUAUAACCACUCAC
This is a messenger RNA of Vicia villosa (hairy vetch), 1177 nucleotides long. RefSeq names its product protein PHOSPHATE-INDUCED 1-like. The record is from RefSeq and is a predicted model, not a curated record. The transcript has a single exon. Bases 40 to 951 code for a protein of 303 amino acids. Lineage: Eukaryota; Viridiplantae; Streptophyta; Magnoliopsida; Fabales; Fabaceae.